AUGCUGGUCCUGUCCACCGUGAUCCUGCUGCAGUCUACCUUAGCACUGCGGUCAGAGUACCGGGCCGGGAGCAAUAUCAAUCGCCAGAAUGAGCACAACCACUACACACCAGAAGAAUAUGCGAAGAUGAUUGAUGAGUACUCGGCGACAUGGGAGAAGCUCGGCAUCGAGGUUGAGGUCUUUGACUCGCUGGAGGAGCUUUCCAGAUCCUACGCUGCGCCAUGGAAGGGUCCCGGGGACAAGACCGUGGGCAGCCACAGUUCGGAGGAUACUCCGAAGUGCACGAAUGGAAGUUGCUGGGCUGUUCGGAUGGAGGAGGUGGUGCCUUACUUUGCCGAAAACGAGAGCUCCGAAGUACUCCUCUAUCAUGGAGGUGACCUCAAGGCAAAUGAGUUUGCAGACGGCAUCAAGUUCCAUGUGGGGACGGACGAACUGGCCGGCCCUGCAUUCUUCACCACCCACAACUUGUACUUGGCCCUCUACUAUGGUGGGAAAGGCAUGAGAUCAUGGGCUGACCCGUCAAAUUUCUCCGACCGCGAGUUCUACCGCAUGGCUAUGGAGAUUAAGGUUCAGAAUCCACAAGCUUGUGAAGGAAUCGUUCCAGACUGGAAGUUCAUGAACGAGAUGGCGACAGCUUUCAACUCGUCCUUGGACGACAUGAUUCAGCAGCCAUGCGGUCACGAAAAGUGCUCUUUUGUGGCCGUAAACUGGAAUACGGACGGCACAGAAGGAUCAGGGUGGCUUCCCUACGAAUUUCGCAUGCUGCCGGACAGCCUGGAGACCUGUGGGUUGAAGAUCUCAAGAAUCAUCAUGGUUCGGGAUGACGAGGAGCAGACAUUCAGCGACUUCCGACAUAGCGAUGCCUGGAGGGGCACUGCCCUGAUAUUCAAUCGACUCUACAUGAAGCACGAUGAGGCGGCGAAGGAGCUCGCAGGUGGAUCAAGCUCAUCAAGCAGGCCUUGA
This is a messenger RNA of Symbiodinium natans, 963 nucleotides long. The record is from the annotation of a GenBank genome assembly. Lineage: Eukaryota; Dinophyceae; Suessiales; Symbiodiniaceae.